Messenger RNA from Aplosporella prunicola CBS 121167, 1881 nucleotides. RefSeq lists its product as uncharacterized. NCBI's taxonomy places the organism in Eukaryota, Fungi, Ascomycota, Dothideomycetes, Botryosphaeriales, Aplosporellaceae. The record is from RefSeq and is a predicted model, not a curated record. Gene Ontology annotation, molecular function: SUMO activating enzyme activity. Gene Ontology annotation, cellular component: SUMO activating enzyme complex; cytoplasm. The transcript is spliced from 6 exons. Bases 1 to 1881 code for a protein of 626 amino acids. Gene Ontology annotation, biological process: protein sumoylation.
AUGGGGCGCGACAAGUUCGCGAGACAGUCUCUCGGCCCGUCGCUUCACAGCCAUAUCAAGCAGGCGCGCGUCCUCAUGGUCGGCGCUGGUGGUAUCGGCUGCGAGCUGCUCAAGAAUCUCGCCCUCACCGGCUUUGGCAACAUCCACAUUGUCGACCUCGACACGAUCGAUCUGUCCAACCUCAACCGUCAGUUCCUCUUCAGGCACGAACACAUCAAGAAGUCCAAGUCGUUGGUCGCAAAGGAAUCCGCCGGAAAGUUCAACCCUCACGUUAACAUCGAAGCGCACCACGCCAACAUCAAGGACCCCCAAUUCAACAUCGACUGGUUUCAGAGCUUCGCGAUCGUCUUCAAUGCGCUGGACAACCUCGAUGCGAGACGUCAUGUCAACAAAAUGUGCCUGGCGGCAGAUGUGCCGUUGAUUGAGAGUGGCACCACCGGCUUCAACGGUCAGGUGCAAGUCAUUAAGAAGGGUAGAACCGAAUGCUAUGAUUGCAACAUCAAGGAAACCCCUAAGAGCUUCCCCGUUUGCACGAUCCGCAGCACGCCGAGCCAGCCCAUUCACUGCAUCGUUUGGGCCAAAAGCUACCUCUUUACGGAAAUCUUUGGCAUCAGCGAAGACGAAGCGCCCGAGCUCGAUCAUACUGAAAGUUCGGAGAAUGCGGAAGAGAUUGAGAAUCUGCGCAAGGAGGCGCAGGCUUUGAAGAACAUUCGCAAGUCCAUGGGCUUGGAGGAAUUCCCGAAGAAAGUCUUUGAGAAGGUCUUCAAGGAGGAUAUCGAUCGUCUGCUCUCAAUGAAGGACAUGUGGGCGAACAGAAGGGCCCCAGAGCCCUUGGAGUGGGAGAAGCUCACGCAAGAGGCUCUGGGUGUUGGACCUACGGUUGCACAACAAGAUCAGAGCGUCUGGACUACGUCAGAGAACUUCGUAGUCUUUUGCGACAGCUUGCGGCGCCUCAGCAAUCGGCUGGAGGAGUUGAGGGCGAAUGCAAACGUCGGCAAUGCCCCUCCUGUUCUGAGCUUCGACAAGGAUGACGUCGACACGCUGGACUUUGUCGCGGCGGCCGCGAAUCUCAGAUCUUACAUUUUUGGCAUUGAGACGAGGUCCAAAUUUGACAUUAAACAAAUGGCUGGUAACAUCAUCCCUGCUAUCGCGACCACUAACGCAAUGACUGCCGGACUUUGCGUCCUGCAGGCCUUCAAGGUGAUGAAAGACGAGUACGACAAGGCCAAGAUGAUCUUCCUUGCCCGUUCGGUCGACCGCGUCAUCUCAUCAGAACCAUUGCAUCCACCGAAGCCAGAGUGUCCGGUUUGCAGCGUUGCUCAAACCAAAUUAGAAGUUGACACUUCUCGCGCAACGCUGAAGGAUCUUGUCGAAAACUUUCUCAAGUUGGAGCUCGGCUAUGGCGAAGAGUUCAGCGUUAGCACUGAUGCCGGAAUUCUCUAUGACCCGGAGCUAGACGACAACCUGCCUAAGAAGUUCAGCGAAGUUGGAAUCAAGGGUGACAGCUUUAUCACUGUCAUUGAUGAAGAGGACGACAAUCCGAGGGUGAACCUCGUUCUAUCCAUUGCAGAGAAGCCUAUCAGCGAAGGCGACAAGGUCAUCAACCUGCCAACGAAGCUAGAAAUUCCCCGGAAGCCCAAGGCGGACGUGGCAGCCACGAACGGCAAUGGAAUCACCGCGACAAACGGCGUUCAGGACAGCCUAAGCGACGGCUUCAAGCGCAAGCGCGAGGCUGAAGACCUGAGCAACGAAGACGUGCAACGCCGCAAGAUGGCCAAGGUCGCGGAGGGAGGACCGUCCAAGGUCCCGGCUCCCGUCGACGACGUAAUUGUCUUGGACGAUGACGGCUCUGCAGGCCACAUCAUCAUCGACGACGACUGA